AUGUAUGCCAACAACGUGAGCAAUCUGGACCGGAUCCUGUCGUCUCUACCGUGUUACUAUCAAAGCGCUCGUGUCCGUGGAGACGUGUUCAAUCUUUUGGGCCAAAUUCCGUCACUGCGGCCAAAUUGCGGUACUUUUGCUUACAAUGACGGAAGUACCAGUACACUGCUGAAUCUGGAAGGAACGAUUCCGAUCUUCUAUCGGGACAAUCAGUACAAUAUUCCAGUGGAAUUAUGGAUCGUUGAAGCGUACCCCAUGGCUCCCCCUGUCUGUUUUGUACGUCCGACGGCGGAUAUGAUGGUGAAGCCUGGACACCCGCACGUGACCAGCGACGGAUUCGUCAAGAUCCCGUAUACUGUAGACUGGCAGCCAGACUCUACCCUAUUGGAGCUGGUGGCCCACAUGUGCUCCCUCUUUGGCAACAUACCGCCCGUUUUCCGGCGACCAGUGACAUCCAGACCGAUGCCACACCAGGAUAGACUUGACGGCAGCUCUACGUCGGUGUCAAGUGGUGGUAGUAGCACGGGAGGUUAUUUUCAGCGUGGAUCUCAGGCGCAGUCACGAAGACCACAGCCAUCACCGUAUUAUAUUCCACAAUUCAAGACCCAGUCGAGACAGGAUCUAUUGUCUUCUGAGGGCGCUUAUGAUACCAAUUUGCUGUUUGGAAGCAGUGCGCAAUCAGUCGAAAGAGGGUCGUCAGUAUCGGGAUCUCAAUUGUACGCAUCGGAAGGGAUGUCGAACGGCAUGAGACCUGAAGACCGUGCUGCUGCACUAAAGGUUGAGGUGACACGAAAGAUUCAGAUGCAGUUGGAAAAACACUUCAAACAUGUCCGCGAUGACAUCGAUCUUCAGUUUGAGCAUGAAGUACAGCUCACACAGUCGCGCGAGAACGUCGAACGUGGCCUGCAGUCAUUGCGUUUUCUGCGUGACGACCUGACUCGCGCACAAGGCAUUUUGGACGCACAGGAUGAAAGUAUCAGUGUGUGGCUCGAAGAGAACGAGAACAAAGAUGCACUGGACCCCGACGCCAUUUUGGUCGAAGGCGAUGACCUCUCUAAACAAAUGAUCACAACGCUAGCAGAAAGUCACUCUAUCGACGAUGUGCUCUACUAUAUGGACCGCGUUUUGAGCAAUGACGAGAUUGAGCUGUCCGUAUUUUUAAAGGAAGUACGGAAACUCUCGCGUAAGCAAUUUAUGUGCCUGGCACUCGUACAGAAAAUCCACGCCAGACAGCAAGAGCUCGCGUCGUCCUUGUAUUAUAGAAGUCCACGAGAUUAG
Peronospora matthiolae is the source of this 1278-nucleotide messenger RNA. The record is from the annotation of a GenBank genome assembly. Lineage: Eukaryota; Oomycota; Peronosporomycetes; Peronosporales; Peronosporaceae.